Amoebophrya sp. A25 is the source of this 591-nucleotide messenger RNA. Lineage: Eukaryota; Dinophyceae; Syndiniales; Amoebophryaceae. The record is from the annotation of a GenBank genome assembly.
AAUACAAGCAGCAAUAUCCGACUAGCGGUUCGCCCUUCACCUUCAACGGCAAGAGGUUAUCAAAAAUCCAAGUGGACCCAGAUCGCGACGACUACUUUAUCGGUUGGAACCGGCAAGUAGUACUAAUCGGCGGAGGCAUGUUUUUAGUGCUGUUGCUGGCAUACCUGCACGCUGUAAUGGUCGCAAGGAAACGCGCCGCGGGGUCGAGUAGUAGCAAUGGUGCAGCUGCUGCGGCUGGGAGAAAGGAAGAGGAAGUAACAGAUAACGUUGUACAACACACGGAAGCAAAGAGUGAAGAUGUGGCGCAAGGUGGCGAAGGAGAGCAACAGGAUCGCGUUUGAAAUUAGGCUCUGCAAAUUACAGUGAAUGACCGAGCAGAAAACGAGAAGAACUAAUUGUGACUGUUGAAGAACACUUGCUUGACUUUUUAGGUAUCAAUGCUGAUAAUGAAUGCGCAUGUGGUUUGAUGAUGCCAAUGAAAUGCUGACAUACUGUACAGAAGAUGAGCCAGCCCAGAGGUCGAACCAGAAUCUUCAUGUAGAGACUCUCGUCGACAGUAUAGUACGCUGCGCAAAAUGUUGAAACAAGCAC